Messenger RNA from Nothoprocta perdicaria, 1324 nucleotides. It is a transcript of the gene METTL3, whose product is annotated as methyltransferase like 3. NCBI's taxonomy places the organism in Eukaryota, Metazoa, Chordata, Aves, Tinamiformes, Tinamidae. Gene Ontology annotation, molecular function: mRNA (2'-O-methyladenosine-N6-)-methyltransferase activity; mRNA m(6)A methyltransferase activity. Gene Ontology annotation, cellular component: nucleus; RNA N6-methyladenosine methyltransferase complex. The transcript has 11 exons. The record is from RefSeq and is a predicted model, not a curated record. Bases 40 to 1311 code for a protein of 423 amino acids.
GGGCCCGGCGCGGGCCGCGGUGCCGGUGCCGGUGCCGCCAUGUCGGACACGUGGAGCUCGAUCCAGGCGCACAAGAAGCAGCUGGACUCGCUGCGCGAGCGGCUGCAGCGGCGGCGGAAGCAGGACCCGCUCGGGACCAGGAUCCACCAGGACGGGGUCCAAGGGCCAUCAUUAGGGAGCAGGAGGAACCAGGACGGCGCCCAAGGCCCACCAUUAGGGACCUGGGGCCACCAGGACGGGAUCGAGAGCCUGCUCAGCCAGCAGUCCACCAAGGAGCAGCAGAGCAAGAAGGUGAGCCAGGAGAUCCUGGAGCUGCUCAACACCACCACGGCCAAGGAGCAGUCCAUCGUGGAGAAGUUCCGCUCGCGGGGCCGCGCGCAGGUGCAGGAGUUCUGCGACUACGGCACCAAGGAGGAGUGCAUGAAGGCGAGCGACGCCGAGCGGCCCUGCCGCAAGCUCCAUUUCCGGCGCAUCAUCAACAAGCACACGGACGAGUCGCUGGGCGACUGCUCCUUCCUCAACACCUGCUUCCACAUGGACACCUGCAAGUACGUCCACUACGAGAUCGACGCCUGCUCGGACGCCGCCGCGCCCGGCGCCCGCGACCACAGCGCCGCCCAGGAGCUCGCCCUGCCCCAGGCCGUGGGCUCCGACGCCGGCGCCGACCGCCUCUUCCCGCCGCAGUGGAUCUGCUGCGACAUCCGCUACCUGGACGUCAGCAUCCUGGGCAAGUUCGCCGUGGUCAUGGCCGACCCGCCGUGGGACAUCCACAUGGAGCUGCCCUACGGCACGCUGACGGACGACGAGAUGCGGCGCCUCAACAUCCCCGUGCUGCAGGACGAGGGCUUCCUCUUCCUCUGGGUCACCGGGCGGGCCAUGGAGCUGGGACGCGAGUGCCUCAACCUCUGGGGGUACGAGCGGGUGGACGAGAUCAUCUGGGUGAAGACCAACCAGCUGCAGCGCAUCAUCCGCACGGGGCGCACGGGCCACUGGCUCAACCACGGCAAGGAGCACUGCCUGGUCGGGGUGAAGGGAAACCCGCAGGGCUUCAACCGGGGCCUCGACUGCGACGUCAUCGUGGCUGAGGUCCGCUCCACGAGCCACAAGCCCGACGAGAUCUACGGGAUGAUCGAGCGCCUCUCGCCCGGCACCCGGAAAAUCGAGCUCUUCGGGCGCCCCCACAACGUGCAACCCAACUGGAUCACGCUGGGGAACCAGCUGGAUGGCAUCCACCUCCUGGACCCCGACGUGGUGGCCCAGUUCAAGCAGCACUACCCCGACGGCAUCAUCUCCAAGCCCAAAACCAUGUAGCGGGGCCGGGGCG